AUGGGCUGGCUCCCCUGGUCCUCCGACAGCACCACCCCCAAAGCCUCCGACGGCGGCCGCAUCGCCCCAGAUCGGACCUCGCGCGAAAAGUGCUGGGAAGGCCGCGACAAUUUCUUCGCCUGCCUGGACAAAAACGAGAUCGUCGACUCGAUCAAGGAGGACAAGGAGGUGCGACGGAAAUGCGGGAAGGAGUUGGCGGAAUUUGAGGGGGCGUGCGCGAAGGCUUGGGUGAAAUACUUCAAGGAGAAGCGGGUGAUGGAAUAUAACCGCGACAAGACGAUCGAGCGCAUCAAGAAGGAAGAUGCGGCCAAGGUUGCGGAUCUCAAGUCACAGGGUUGGACGCCUCGGUGA
This is a messenger RNA of Aspergillus clavatus NRRL 1, 351 nucleotides long. RefSeq names its product cytochrome c oxidase subunit 6B family protein. The record is from RefSeq and is a predicted model, not a curated record. Gene Ontology annotation, biological process: mitochondrial respiratory chain complex IV assembly. Gene Ontology annotation, cellular component: mitochondrial intermembrane space; respiratory chain complex IV; mitochondrion. Lineage: Eukaryota; Fungi; Ascomycota; Eurotiomycetes; Eurotiales; Aspergillaceae. The coding region runs from base 1 to 351 and encodes 116 amino acids. The transcript is spliced from 2 exons.